AACACCGCGUAAAGCAUGGAAGUAGAUCACCUCAGUAUACAAACAUAAUUUUUUAGUUAAAAACAAUUUAAAUAUAUCUAAGCAUAAUGUUUGCUAAACCAUAUAAGCUAAAAUCUAACAACACUUUAAAAAAUUCUGAAAAGAAAUAUCUUGUGCAACGUAUACAGAAUGAGUUUCCAAAGGCUACAGAAGAAAAAGUCAAAGAAUUAGUACCAAUAAAAUCUAAUAGCAGUUGUAUGAAAUUGAUCCUGCACUCGGGUGAUACUGUCGGCGUGUAUGUGGUAGACGGAGUACCAAUGAUGAUUGAUCUCGGAGAGAAGUUGGUACCAACCGUAUGUGCACUAUGGAAAGUUAAUGAUUUAAUUCCUGUAAUCAGUAUACAUUCGCCAGUACUAAGUAAGGUUCAAGGUGGUGCUCCAUUAUAUGCCCCAGGAAUAGUGACUGAUAGUUCAAAGUUCCCCCAGUUCCCCCGUGGAGCUGUGAUAGCUGCUUGCACCACAGAUAAUGGAGCAGCUGGAAUAAUUGGCCGUGCUGUUAUAUCAUCUGCUGAUUUACUAAUAGCUACUAUGGGUGUAUGCCUAGAAACCUACCAUGUCUUUGGAGAUCUGUUGUGCAAAGAUACCAAGUUCUCAAAGAUCACGAGGCCUAAAAUAGAUCCAGCCGUUUAUGAUAUAACUGACGUCAUCUCCUCAGAUAUUAGCCAGUUGCGAAUACAACCAGUUAAGGAAGAAUGGCCAAGUCUAGUAAAGGAGCCAGCUGCAGUUACAAAUGAACCAAUGGUAAUUCCAGAGUCUGUGCAAGAGAUGCAAUCUGAGUCAACAUCUGUUCAAGAAGAACCAGAUAUUAAUGAUUCUGUAGAUACAGUAUGUUCUGAAGAUGAGGAAGACAAAAUACCCUCAGACAUGGAUGGUUUAUUACGCUGGUGCCUUUUGUCGUUCCUAAAACGAGAGGGAAAACAUAUAGAACUCCCACUGAAAACUAACCUGCUCUAUAAAAAUCACCUAAUGCCUUACUGUCCACCAGAUAGAACAUUGGAUGUAAAAAAGUCAACCUACAAGAAAAUGGGAAAAUUCCUUGAAGCCAUGGAAAGGGAAGGCCUGGUCCAAGUGCGCGAGGUGGACAAGGGUGUGGACGCGCUGGUGGCGCUGCAGCUCGCGCACCCGCUCGUGCGGCACCACCGCGCCCCCGCGGCGCGCCCCGCCGGGGCCCCCAGCGGGCCCUCGCAGGCCCCCGCGCCGCCGCGCGUGCGAGAGCUGCAUUGCGUCACCGCGCACGUCGCAGAAAUCUUCGCACCGCUCAAGAAGGGCUCGGCGCUGUCGGCGACGGAGGUGCGCGCGGCGCUGGCGCGCUACGCGGCGGCGCGCGGGCUGUCGGCGCGCGGCGCCGUCGCGCUCGACGCCGCGCUCGCCAAGGCCGCCGCCCGGCAGCCGCAGGAGCUCAUGAAGUGGGAGGAACUGAUGUCGAGCGUGUUGGGGCGCAUGACACCCAGCACGGAGAUGUCCUUCCCCGACGGAACGGUGAAACUCACCAAGUCGCGCCUCGAACCGAUUAAGAUGCAAGUCGUUACGAGAAGCGGGAAUAAAAAGGUGACGCUGGUGUCCAACCUGGAGGCGUUCGGGUUCGAGCUGUCGUCGCUGGCGCACGCGAGCCAGCUGCGCGUGGGCGCGGCGUGCGGCGUCACGCGCUCGGCCGCCGCGCGCGCCGACCAGCUGCUGCUGCAGGGCGACCAGACUCAUUUUGUCGCGAAACUCUUAAUUGAGGAGUAUGGUCUGCCCAAGAAAUUUGUAGAAGGAGCCGACAAAGCCUUGAACAAGAAGAAGUAAACGAUGAGUGUUAGUCUCGGAUGUAAACUUAUAUAUGAUGUUAUAAAAUAAAAUUGUC
Vanessa atalanta (red admiral) is the source of this 1881-nucleotide messenger RNA. It is a transcript of the gene eIF2D, whose product is annotated as eukaryotic translation initiation factor 2D. The coding region runs from base 87 to 1823 and encodes 578 amino acids. Lineage: Eukaryota; Metazoa; Arthropoda; Insecta; Lepidoptera; Nymphalidae. The transcript is spliced from 12 exons. Gene Ontology annotation, biological process: translational initiation; formation of translation preinitiation complex. Gene Ontology annotation, molecular function: translation initiation factor activity. The record is from RefSeq and is a predicted model, not a curated record.